Molecule: messenger RNA, 2055 nt
Organism: Molossus molossus (Pallas's mastiff bat)
Lineage: Eukaryota; Metazoa; Chordata; Mammalia; Chiroptera; Molossidae
Product: zinc finger protein 709-like
Biological process (GO): regulation of DNA-templated transcription
Source: RefSeq, a predicted model, not a curated record
AUGGAUCAAACCCACAACCUAGCUGUGAUCCGUACUGGUGGUGGGAAUUACAGGACGGACUCAGGGAAACCAGGAAACCUAGGAAUGGACUUGGUGGCCUUUGAGGAGAUGGCUGUGACCUUCACCCUGGAGGAGUGGGCUUUACUGGAUCCUUCACAGAAGAAACUCUACAGAGAUGUGAUGAGGGAAACCUUCAGGAAGCUGACCUCAGUAGGGGAAAAUCUUGACGUCAAAGAUCAGUACAAAAACCAAGGGAGAAAACUAAGAAGUCAUAGGAUAGACAAAAUCUGUGAAAGAGAUGAGGGCAGUCAACGUGGAGAAAACCUCAGCCUUAUUCCAAAUCCCAGUCUGAACAAGAAGACUCUUUCUGGAGUACAGCCAUGGGAUAGUGUGAGUGGGAGAGUCUGCAUGCAGCGGUCGUCUCAUAAUUGGCACAUCAGAUGUCAUAAUGGACACAAGUCCUGUGAGUAUCUGACCUGUGAAGAUAAGCCAUAUAAAUGUAAGGUAUGUGGGAAAGCCUCUGGUUAUUCAACUUCACUUCAAAUAUGUGAAGGAACUCACACUGGACAGAAACCCUAUCAUUGUAAACAAUGUGGAAAAGCCUCAUUUAUUUCUCCCCAUUUAUUUAAAAUACAUAAAAGGAGUUACACUGGAGAGAAGCCCUAUGAAUGUAAGCAAUGUCGUAAAACCUUCGGAUCUUGCAUUUCCUUCCGAAAGCACAAAAGAAGUCAUACUGGAGAAAAGCCCUAUAUAUGUAGGGAGUGUGGAAAGGGCUUGAGUUCUUCAUAUUCACUUCGAAUACAUGAAACCAUCCACACUGGAGAGAAAACCUAUCAAUGUAAACAAGGUUCUAAAGCCUUCCAAUAUUAUCAGACAUUUCAGAGACAUGAGAGGACUCACAGAGGAGUGAAACCGUAUAAAUGUAAAAAAUGUGGUAAAGCCUUUAGAUAUCAUAAAACCUUUAAAACACAUGAAAGGACUCACAUGGGAGAGAAACCCUACGGAUGUAAAAAAUGUAGCAAAGACUUCAGUUUUGUCCAUUCUCUUCAAAGACAUGAAAGAACUCAUACUGGGGAAAAACCCUACAAAUGUAAGGAAUGUGGGAAGGCCUUUAGUGCUCUCUCCAGCCUUCAUGGACACAUGAUCAUUCACACUGGAGAAGGACCUUAUAAAUGUAAGGAAUGUGAGAGAGCAUUUAUUUCUUCCAGUUCAUUUAGAAUACAUGAAAGGACUCACACUGGAGAGAAACUGUAUGAAUGUAAGGAAUGUGGGAAAGCCUUUAGUUAUUACUCUUCCUUUCAAUUACGUGAAAGAACGCAUACUGGAGAGAAACCCUAUGAAUGUAAACAAUGUGGUAAAGUCUGCAGACAUCAGAGUUCUUUACAAACACACAAAAGAACUCAUUCUCAAAAUCAACUGUAUGAAUGUAAGGAAUGUGGAAAAGCCUUCAGAUGGUAUCCUAGUUUUCGUAAGCAUGAAAGAAAUCACACUGGAGAGACACACUAUGAAUGUAAAAAAUGUACUAAAGCAGUUAGGUAUCCCAGUCAUCUUAGAAAAUAUGAAAGAAUUCACACUGGAGAGAAAACUUAUAAAUGUAAGGAAAGUGGAAAAGCCUUCAAAAACCAAAGUUACUUACAAAUACAUGAAAGAACUCACAGUAGAGAGAAACCCUAUGAAUGUAAAAAAAUGUACUAAAGCAUUAAGUGUGGGAAAGCCUGGAGAGUCCAAAGUUCCUUACAAACACACGAAAGAACUCACACUGGAGAGAAACCGUAUGAAUGUAAAACAUGCGUUGAAGCAUUCAGGUGUUCCAGUUCUCUUCGAAUACAUGAAAGAUUCACAAUUCACCGUGGAGAGAAACCUUAUGAGUGUAAACAAUGUGGUAAAGCCUACACAUAUCACAGUUCUUUACAAACACACAAAAGAACUCAUUCUCAAGAUCAACCCUAUGAAUGUAAGCAAUGUACUAAAGCAUUCAUUUGUCACAGUUAUCUUCAAAGACAUGAAAGAACUCAACAUGAAGGGAACCCCAAAAAGGUAAAGAAUAUAGUAUAG